CUGACCCGAUCAAUUGACCGGUUUGUUAGCCCAGAUCCAAGUGCAACCUUUUCGUCUCGCAGAUUCUGGCGACGGGCGGGAAGAGAGGGGGAGGCCAAAAAGUUUCAAAUCUGGCGCCGAGAGAAUCCCAAACUCCCCUCGGAGAAGGCGAGAAGAAGCCGGAGGUCGCUAAAAAAACCAACGCGAUUUCUUGAGGAAUAGAAGAAGGUAAAAAGGAAGUGGGGAAAAAAAUGAAGGCAAAUCGGUCAGGUGUGAGGCCGUUUGGCCAGACUACCCUUCUCUCCUCUUUCGUCUCCGCAUCAAGGCAUCCCAAUGAAGACGCACGAUCAAAGCCAUCGAAGCAAUCGGUGUCGCUAUCCGAGUUUUUGAAUCGAAAGAUCGCAAAAACUACCAGCAGAUCGAUUAAGGUGAAGCAGAGCACCUUUGCAUCAAUUGGGUCCGGCAACAAGGAUUUGGGGCGUCAAAGAGAUGAUGCGGCCGGUGGGGGUUUAGUUCUUGAUGAAGCUAGUUUCCGGCGAUUCAAUCGGCCGGCAAAAGAUGAAUGCAGCAUUGGAACAAGCGGGGUUAGUGGAGUUGGAGGAUUUGAGUCGGAAUCUACUGGAGUUAACCAGGAUUCAAGGAAAAGAAAGGACCCAUGUGGAGUUCCUUCAGGUGAUGAUGAGAGGGAUUCUACCCCAAAGUAUUUAGUCAUUCUUGGAGAUGAUCCAAAGCCCCGACCAAAGAAAAGAGAGAAGAGGUUCAUAGACCAGGGAUCCAAACCCCUUUAUAAUCACUAUGCAAAUGGAUGUGGAUGGUGGGAUGGUGACAAGGAAGGAGUAGACAGUGAAGAGGUUGGCUGCAAUGAAGUAUGGGAAGCAAUGGGAUCUACCACCUUGGGGGGCCUGCAAUGGCAUUAACUGAAUUUGAAGCUAUGCUCAAAGCUAAUUCAUACAAGUCACCUUGAUUUCUGAGUUAGAAAUUGUAUUCUAUAAAUAUCUUACCUGCUGUCACAGGAAUACGCGGUAUUUUGAUCUUUUCUAUCAACAACAUACUUUUUUCUAGGAAUGUUGAUAUUGAAAGAACAAGACGUUACUAUC
Messenger RNA from Phoenix dactylifera (date palm), 1076 nucleotides. RefSeq names its product RNA-binding protein. The record is from RefSeq and is a predicted model, not a curated record. NCBI's taxonomy places the organism in Eukaryota, Viridiplantae, Streptophyta, Magnoliopsida, Arecales, Arecaceae.